AUGGAGAUAUGAGGUCUCCGAACUCUUGUUCAGUAUUUUAUCGUCAUGUUGACCAUCUCCGGUGGGGAAUAGGAUUCAUGGUAUGUAAUUUUUUCGAAAUCAGGCGAAAAUCAAUGCACGUUCUGAUGUCAUCCCCAAAAAUAUACUUACUGCUGCCUAAUUAGCUAACCGGACAACUUUAUACUGACGUACAAACACACCCAACUUUGAACAAUGGUCUGGAAAAUUCCGUUGCUGCCUGUGUCAACAAGUUAAUCAGGUGUGUAAUAUCGACCUACUGGACAAGUUUUUGUCUGUUUUACUCACAAUGAAAACAUGCACUUCAAAAAUAAGUUUAACAUGGUCGACGAAACAUGAUUUCAUUACCUUACUAAUAUCAAAACCGGUUGAGGAAAGGGAACAGCGGGCUGUGUUGAUAGGUUCUGAGAAUGCGUGAGGAGAGUGUUAAGUUUCCGAUUGACGUAGACUUCGAUAGAGUUCAUUGACCGGGAGGGGCUAGCAAGAUGGGUAGGGCUAACUUCCAGUUAUAUUUAGAUCAAAAUGAUCUAAUCUAUUCAGAUUAAGAUAUCAGUAUGCGACAUUUGUCCUCCGAGAAAGGCAUAAAAGAACAACACUUGCGCACACUUUUCAGACGAAAAACUUCAGUGAGUGACAACAAGCGUUGCCACCGACGAACCGCAGGCAAGCCAGGGAAAGACAAACCUAUACGGCGACACGCUAAGAAGUUGCCUGUUUGAAUUAAAGGAGCUUGUUCGAAGAUCACUACUACAAUGUGUAAUAUCGGCCAUGCCAUGAUUGGACUGGGAGCGACCUUGGUCAUCCUGGGGGUCAUCAGUAUUUGCUACGGGAUCUACGGCCUCGCAACCUUCCCGCAAAACUACUUCAACAGAGUCGGCGCACCCAUUUGGGCGGGCGUGUUCGUUAUCCUUACGGGAGCCAUAGGGAUCGUGGCAGGAAGGAAGUUCGUGCGGGAAGGAACCAGCACCAAAUUUACUGCAGCCUUCCUGACACUGAGCAUCAUCUGCAUUUUCGUGGUGAUGUCCCAAGUCGGUGUGUCCAGCUGGGGGUUGGCCACCUACGCGGACUGCUACCUUCCGUAUCUGGGAAACUUUGACAGUCUCGACUUUGGGCUAAGCGAAUUGAAUUCGUACUGUUGGACCCUGAUCUAUUUUCACCGCGUCGGCGUGGUGGUAGGCCCGAUGGAGAUGCUCCUGUGUCUUGUCUCUUCUAUCAUCUGCUGUACAGCCUGCUGUACCUGCGACAACCAGCCGGACUCAAGUGGAAUGGUCAUGCAACCAACCAACCCGCCCAGAACUGUCAACAACCCAGCAGUGCUAUAAUCCCUGCAGCCAGGCGGGCCUCCCUGAGUCCAUGUCGCCAACUGGACAGCAGAAUAUGGUCUACUCUUGUCCCGGCAAACAGGCUUACCAGUACUAAGAGCCUUUAACACAAGAUUUACAUUCAUAGAGAAAGGCAGAGAAGUGCUUUGGCCUUAUAAUUACUCAAGCGUACAUGUAUAUACUAUGUAGAUUUUGGAAAGGUAAGAAACUUGCUGUCCUUUUAAACAUUUGCUUAAGUAAACUGUGUGGUAGUUCAUAUACCAGUUUAUUGUUCACAAGUGCAAAUGUGCAUAGUAUUGUGUAUGGUCAAAAUAAAGGUUCUUGAAUGUCCAGGGACCUUAAACUUUGACCUUAGCCCAGAAUACAUUAGGUUCAAGCCUGCACGUGUGCACUUGAAACUGUGUACAGCAUUGUCAGGUUAUAUUCCUUGCCUAUCUAUCUGUUGUACACUUUUCAAUAUUGACAAAUAGGGCUUGUUUCAAUUCCAAUCACAUUUAUCAGCACAACAAUGUGUGCAAUAUCGUACAGAAUUGUGUACUAAGGUAAAGAAGAGGAACAAGCUUUAUGUGGCGUAUAAAUCUACAUAAAUUCUAUGACAUCGAAAUACAUUUUCAGAUUCUCCAAUUCCAAGUACAACACAUUGCUUAACACAUUUAUUAGGGGUAACUAAUGAGUUCUGGGCCUCACCCAGAAAUAUGCAUAU
Molecule: messenger RNA, 2043 nt
Organism: Branchiostoma floridae (Florida lancelet)
Lineage: Eukaryota; Metazoa; Chordata; Leptocardii; Amphioxiformes; Branchiostomatidae
Exons: 7
Coding region: 771-1340 (189 amino acids)
Source: RefSeq, a predicted model, not a curated record